AUGGCUCCAGUUCCAGUCAGCCGCCUUGGUCCGUCCACGACGCUGCGAAACGCUUUCUUCGUGUGCGCGUCUCGAGAACAAACCGUCGAGCCGUCAAGCCGUCGAGCCGUCAAGCCGUCGAGCCGUCAAGCCGUCGAGCCCACCCCCAGGUCAUCAUCAAGACGUGCCCCCCCCCCACGACCCACGAGUUUAUCCCUGCGGCAAAUCGCCAUGCACCCGCCGACCGCCCAGGCAUCUGCUUUGCGCCCGUAUCGUAUCCCACCGAGAAAGAACGUCGGCGCCAUCGCACCGGAGCUGCCCCCCGUCGGCUUUCGCGCCGACACGACGGCUGGCAUGAUUGACCCUUUGGCCUGGCAGACGACACGACGCGCAUAUGCAGCGCAUGUGCGGCGCAGCGUGGAGCGCCAGCAUCUGAUGAUCUGA
Molecule: messenger RNA, 423 nt
Organism: Ustilaginoidea virens
Lineage: Eukaryota; Fungi; Ascomycota; Sordariomycetes; Hypocreales; Clavicipitaceae
Exons: 1
Coding region: 1-423 (140 amino acids)
Source: RefSeq, a predicted model, not a curated record